Messenger RNA from Octodon degus (degu), 1194 nucleotides. RefSeq names its product olfactory receptor 2B11-like. The transcript has 3 exons. Gene Ontology annotation, biological process: G protein-coupled receptor signaling pathway. Bases 1 to 1194 code for a protein of 397 amino acids. Gene Ontology annotation, molecular function: G protein-coupled receptor activity; olfactory receptor activity. The record is from RefSeq and is a predicted model, not a curated record. Gene Ontology annotation, cellular component: membrane. Lineage: Eukaryota; Metazoa; Chordata; Mammalia; Rodentia; Octodontidae.
AUGAAGCACACAAAUGAAAGUUUUCCAGAGUAUUUCAUUCUCAUGGGCUUAACCAAACACCCGUGGCUGCGUCUCCCUCUCUUCUUCGUCCUCCUGACCUCCUACCUGCUCACACUAUCAGGAAACACUGCUAUUAUUCUGGUCUCCCAGCUGGAUUCCCAACUCCAAACUCCCAUGUACUUCUUCCUCACCAGCCUUUCCUUUCUGGAUCUCUGCUUUACCACCACAACUGUGCCUCAAAUGCUGUUCAAUUUAGGGGGGCCCAGCAAGGGCAUCACACGCCCGGGCUGCAUGGUGCAGGCCUACGUGUUCCACUGGCUGGGCUGCUCUGAGUGCGUCCUGCUGGGAGUCAUGGCCUUGGACCGCUACGUGGCUCUGUGCCGGCCCCUGCGGUACUCCGUAAUCAUGGGCCGCCAGCUCUGCCUGCAGCUCUCUGGCACAGCCUGGCUGCUUGGUCUGGCCAACUCCCUGCUGCAGGCCACACUGACUUUCCGACUGCCGCUGUGCGGGAACCAGGUGCUAGACCAUUUCUUCUGCGAGCUUCCUGGUCUCAUUAGGAUGGCUUGCGGAGACACCACAGUCAAUGUGAUUAUCUUAGCAGUGGCGGCCACCUUCCUGAUAAUGGGUCCCCUCUCCAUGAUUCUUGUCUCCUAUGGUUACAUUGCCAGAGCUGUGUUCCGAAUCCCUUCUGCGGCCGGGAGACUCAAGGCCUUCCACACGUGCUCCUCACACCUCCUGGUGGUGUCCUUAUUCUAUGGGCCUGGAAUCUACAUCUACAUGCAGCCCCCAGCAGACGACUCUCAGGACCUUACCAAGGUCUUGACGCUAUUUUACUGUGUUAUCACUCCUAUGGCCAACCCAUUCAUCUAUACCCUGAGAAACAAAGAGGUCACAGGAGCUCUGAGGAGGCUUCUGAGGAAGACCACGUCAUCUACACAAAUGAAGCUAUGGAAGAACGCUGGCUGGGAGACUGUCGCAGGUCGAGGCAAUGAAGGUGAUGACACGGACAUCGUGAGGUUCGGAGUGGCGAACAAGGUCCGCAGAAAAGGGGAUGGGCAGGCCUCAGGGUCCCGAGACAGGCGGCGACUCCUGGACGAGGCAGGAUUCAUCUGGGCAGGAGGCGCUUUGCAGCUGAAAGUGCAGGAGGACUCGGACCUGGCUUCCCCAUUUCCCACCACAGGCUUUCGGCUUUGA